This is a messenger RNA of Thermothielavioides terrestris NRRL 8126, 2712 nucleotides long. Its product is annotated as glycosyltransferase family 2 protein. Bases 1 to 2712 code for a protein of 903 amino acids. Lineage: Eukaryota; Fungi; Ascomycota; Sordariomycetes; Sordariales; Chaetomiaceae. Gene Ontology annotation, biological process: polysaccharide catabolic process. The transcript has 7 exons. The record is from RefSeq and is a predicted model, not a curated record. Gene Ontology annotation, molecular function: cellulase activity.
AUGCGGUACCCAAUUUCCGCGCUUCCCGUUCUCGCCCUGUGGCUUCGAGGGGCCGUUGGCAAGUACGAUGCCAAGCUCUGCGACGAUGGUAGCUACACUAGCGCUGACGGCGACUUCACCUGUAAGACACCUUCAGGCGAGUGGUCCUCGGACCCAGGGUCUGUCCACUCGUACCCCCACGUGAAGUUCACAGACCCCGCCCUGCCGGUGGCUUUCGCCAACAUAUCGGCACUGACACUCUCGGUGCAAUGGGCCAUGGGCCCGGGAUCGACGCCACUGUCUGUGCCUGGUCUUGACUCUUCCGGCUUGGCGAAGCUCGAUGCCUCGGCCAAUGCGGCGUUCGACAUCUUUGCAGAUCGCAAUGCUGCCAGCUCGCAGAACGAGACCGAAGCCGAGACGGAAAUCAUGGUCUGGCUGGGAAGGGUCGGGUACGCGGAGCCGCUGGGGUACGACGACGGCGAUGCGUUCCUCGCCAAGGUCACCGCCGGCCACACUGAAUUCACCCUGCACAAGGGCACGAACCAGAGAGGCACGAACGUCUACACCUGGGCGGCCGAGUCCAAUGAGACCAGCUUCGCAGCCGAGAUAUCGCCCCUGAUCCAGUAUCUCUGGUGGACCGGCCUAGUAUCUGCCGGCUCGUACCUGGGGCUCAUCAGCUUUGGCACCGAAGGGUACCAUGCGGAAGGGAACGUCAGCUUCGCGCCCAGGAUGGCACCGCCGCUCCUUACCCCCUCUCGGCCUACAACGCCGGGUUCGUUCCAGGGCAGGCCUUGGAGCCGUGAGACUCACGAUCCGUUCAGGGACCCGUCCGAGGCAUCGUCGCCCGGUACGGGCUCAAGAACGUCCGUUGUUCUUCUGACGAGGAAGAAGACACCCCUUCCUCCGCAAGAGGGGAUCAUGAACGAGAAGGCAGACUGCCUCCCCAGCUCAGACGAGGAUGUCGAACGCGGGCAUGCUGCCCCUGUCGCCCUCGCCGCCGCGCCAGAAAAGCGAACAGCAGCAGCCGCCGGCGGCUUCAAAAAGAGCGGCAACCUUCUUCGACGCAGCUACGAAGCCCUCCGGAGGACGUACUGCCCGCGCGAAGAACCAGGCCUCGUCUUGCCCACCAGCCCCACCGACGACGAGAAGCUGAAGUACCUGAGCACCAACCGCAUCCCGCUGUACGUGUUCGGAGUCUUCUCCUUUCUGACUUUAUCGGCGGGCAUGUGGCUGUUCGCGAUAUCGGCGCCCAUAUUUUACUGGUACGGCGUCUUCGUGGCGUUCCUCAACAUCUACCUCAUCAUCUCGUACUUCGUGGGCGUCGUCGGCCGCGACUGGGAUUACACGACGCACCAGCAGAUCGUCCAGCAGUAUCCCAUAAACGAGGACACGGCCCCGACCGUCGACGUCUACCUGCCGUGCUGCUCGGAGCCGCUCGAGAUCCUGGAGAACACGUACCAGCACAUCGUCAAGCUCGACUGGCCGGCCGCCAAGCUGCGCGUGUACGUGCUCGACGACGGCGACCAGGCGGCGGUGCGCGACCUGGCGCGCAGCUACGGGUUCGAGUACAUCGUGCGCGGCGACCGGCCGCGGCUGCGCAAGGCGGGCAACCUGCGGUGGGCGUUCGCGCGCACGCAGGGCGACUUCUUCGCCAUCUUCGACGCCGACUUCUGCCCCCGGCCCGACUUCCUGCGCGAGCUGGUCGUCGAGCACCUGGCCGACGACCGGACGGCCAUCGUGCAGAGCCCGCAGUUCUUCCGCGUCACCGACGAGCAGACCUGGGUCGAGCAGGGCGCCGGCGCCACGCAGGAGCUCUUCUACCGCGUCGUGCAGGUCAACAGGAACCGCUGGGGCGCCUCGAUCUGCGUCGGCAGCAAUGCUGUCUACCGGCGGGCGGCGCUGGUGGACGUUGGCGGGACCGCCGAGAUUGGUUUUUCGGAGGACGUUCACACCGGUUUCGGGGCUGUUGACCGCGGCUGGAAGGUCAAAUAUGUGCCGCUGUGUCUGGCAACGGGCAUCUGCCCCAACACGCCACGCUCCUUCUUCUCGCAACAGAUGCGCUGGGCGCGCGGCAGCACGACGCUGCUCACCACCAAGCACUUUUGGGUGUCGAAUCUGACGCUCAUGCAGAAGAUCUGCUAUCUCUGCGGUAAACUCCUUCACAAGGACUGCGCCACAAAAAGAAAACGCCCGCUGACUUUGUGUUGUAUCCCAGGUCUUCUCUACUACUCGGCCGUCUCGCUCGGCAUCUUCAUCUCGCCCAUCCCGGGCACGCUCCUUUUGUCGUUCCGCCCAGAGUGGUUCAAGUACUACAACCUGGCGUUCGCGAUCCCGUCCAUCGUCUACGGCUCGCUGGUCUUCCGCUUCUGGGCCAAGGCCAAGUACGGCCUCAACGUGCAGCACGUCAUGGUGGUGCAGUCGUACGCGUACCUGACGGCCAUCAAGGACCGCCUGUUCGGCAUCGAGCUGCUGUGGGCCGCGUCCGGCGACAAGAAGGCCCACAAGAGCAACAAGUACCGCAACAUGCGCAUCCUCUGCUGGCUGUGGACCAUCGCCACCGUCGGCGGCGUCGUCGCCAUCGUCACCUACCGCAUCCUCACGGGCUUCCCGUGGUACCACACCAUUCCGCUGCUGGUGCUCAACACUACAAGGAUGUUUCGUCUGUCUCGAGUAUUGAUCCCCAAGGCGAACCAUGGCAACCGCACGACGCCCCAAAAGUCCUACGGAAACUAA